Messenger RNA from Podospora pseudopauciseta, 2475 nucleotides. RefSeq lists its product as uncharacterized. The coding region runs from base 744 to 1703 and encodes 319 amino acids. The transcript has 7 exons. Lineage: Eukaryota; Fungi; Ascomycota; Sordariomycetes; Sordariales; Podosporaceae. Gene Ontology annotation, molecular function: mRNA binding. The record is from RefSeq and is a predicted model, not a curated record. Gene Ontology annotation, cellular component: nucleus; cytoplasm.
AGACGGGAGCUUUGUGUCAGGGAUCUUUCGCGGCGAGCCUCCCGUUGGGUGAGCGAAGGACUUGGCGCAGGCUCUGGAGGGAUUCGGCCAUGUGAUUGGCUCCCACACAGUGUGUCGAGUGGUGUGCGUUUGGAAGUUGGGGGGGGGGGCAUGUGAGGUCUUGCGUAGCCCCCCCAGAAACCCCCCGUCAUUCUCAAGCGAUUCAUGCUCGUGCUCGAGCCAAUUUUUCUUCUUUUCCACUUCGCUCCAUCUCCGCCCUCCAUCCACCCAUCUCCUCUCCAUCAGCUGGAGCUUUUCUCCAUCUCUUUUUCCCCAGGCCUGUCAUCGCCACUCUCUCCCCUCCACAUUUGCGCAUCAUCGUUCACCACCCCUCCAAUCCAUCGUGCCCGUACUUACCUUUUCAUCGCGUCUCUCCCCACGCGCGCCUCGUUUUUUUGUUUGUAGCCUGCCCGCAUCGCCCGCCCACCCAGUCACCCCGAAAGCUACCAGGUGCUGGGAGGAAUUGGUCCUGGGCGCAUUUAUUUACACUUCAGCCGGCCAGAAGGACACCACCGGGCACCAGGCCAAGUCAACCCCACCCGCUGGACGGAGCCUUCCCUUUGACACACAGGCACAAGACCUCCGUAUCACUCCACGCUCCGAGAGCUUCCUCCCUCCUCUUGCUCGUUCAUCUCAACUCUCUCUUUCUCUCUCCGUCUGAAUAGCUUUCACCUUGGCACGCGACCGGUCGUUCAUCAGCGACAAUGACUGAGGUAUCGGCUACUCGUCUUUACCUGGGCAAUCUGCCUCGGAAUGCUACCAAAGCCGAUAUCGAAGCUCACUUCUCCACCCAUGGCACCGGUGACAUUGCUGAGAUCAAGCUCAUGAACGGCUUCGGCUUCAUCGAGUACAAGGAUCCCAUGGAUGCACGCGAUGUUGUUCCAGCAUUCCAUGGUUCGACCUUCCUUGGCGAGCGCUUGACUGUCCAGUUCGCCCGUGGUAACCGACACCGCGAAAACAAUGGCGGCGGCGGCGGCGGCGGAUUCAACAACGACCGCAGCAGUGCCCCCCGGCCGCGCCGCACACCGCACCGCUUGCAGAUUUCGGGACUUCCCCCAGACACCAGCUGGCAGGAUCUCAAAGACUUUGCUCGCACACCCGGCCUUGAUGUCGUCUACAGCGAAACGGGGCGCAACGGCAGUAGCGAAGGAUUUGUCGAGUUCGAGACGGCUGCCGACCUCCGCACAGCUGUUGAGAAGCUGAACGAGCGCGACUUCAAAGGUGUUCGCGUCACUUGCACUGCCAACACUCAGGCUGACAUUCCCCGUGGAGACCGCGGGCGAUCCAUGUCACCUCGUCGCGGGCCGGGCCGCAUGAAUGACUACGACCGCCGGGGUCCGCCUCGCGCAUACAGUCCCCACCGCAACGGGGACUACAGGCCUGAUUACCGCGACCGGUCCCCUGUUCCUCGGCGCGAUUACUACGAGGACCGUGCCAGGCCCUACCGCUCCCCUCCCCGCCGUGGACCCCCAAUGGAUGACUACCCACCGGCGCGCCGCUACGAUGACCCCUAUCGUGGGCCGCCCCGGGACUACCCUCCUCCUGACCCGUACAUGAAUGGCGGCGGACGGCCCUAUGAUCGUCCUCCUCCUCCUCGGGACUUUGCUCCGCGGGACCCCUAUGUCCGGGAGCCCUACCCUCGGGAGUAUGAUCGGCGUUAUUAGGCGACGCCGUCACACCAACUUCCAUGGACCCUACAUCACCUCGCGAUAGGUCUAAACAGCUCGAUGUAGGUUCUUCCCAGCAUGGAUAUAGGUCCCCUGAACCCUCAAUAUAGCCCACCUCGGGAUAAGCCCAAGGCGCCUCUGAAGAAGCCUGUGUCGCCUGUCUCGUCUCGACAUAGCCCUCGACGCAGUCCUCGGUCAUCUGGAUCUGAAUCUUUGACAAUCAGAUCUGAGUUUCCAAAAGUCGGAACUCCUCCCGGUGAUAUCUCUCCUUGAAGUCUUCUUGAGCAAUUGUAUGGAGCAUGUUGUUUUGGUCAGUGGUGUGCAGCCCUUUCGGCAAGCAGUCAUGAUUGGAUUGGAUGGUUUUGGCUUGGGUCAGAGACGGCACAAUUGGGCGAGUUUCGGCUCAGAAGCUCUCUGUUGUUAUUCGGAAGGCGUUGCACGGUUGAGCUCUGGAUCAGUUUGUUAUUGUGGGAGUCUUUCUCUUGGUCGGUCUUUGAAAAGUAUUAUCGGCGAUGGCUUCUCUCGUGGUCACACACUGUUCGUGUUACCCUCGACUUUCCUUGGCCUGGAUCGGGACCGGCUGGACGACGAUGGAGUUAUCGGAAACGCAACGCGGCAACGUGUGGUAAUGAUAGUUUUGAUGGGAUUCGUCCUGGUCUUUCAUGUACGCUUAGGCGAUGGGUUUCGGUAGUUUUCAAUUGAUUUUGUAGUUUUCACUUUUGCGCUGUGAUAGUAGUGACAGUAGUGAUCGUCAGUGAUUCGAUAUCAU